Molecule: messenger RNA, 567 nt
Organism: Acanthosepion pharaonis
Lineage: Eukaryota; Metazoa; Mollusca; Cephalopoda; Sepiida; Sepiidae
Source: the annotation of a GenBank genome assembly
AUGCUGCAUGGUGAUGAAGCACGAGUCUCUUUUGAUGACACAUUGUCAUCAGAUCUAUCUAUACAUCUACGUGAUUUUGUCUGUCCAUAUCUAUCUAGUUAUCUAUCUAUAACAUUCUCCACAUGUAUAUCUAUCUAUCAAUCUAUCUAUUUAUUUUCUCUUUCUUUCUAUCUAUUUUAUUCUCUUCAUAUCUCUUUCUCUUUAUCUCUCUCUCUCUCUCUCUCUCUCUAUAUAUAUAUAUAUAUAUAUAUAUAUAUAUAUAUAUAUAUAUAUUUAUUGUUCUCCACAUAUCUCUCUAUCUAUUUCAAUCUCUUUCUUUUUAUAUGUCUAUUUUAUUCUCCUGAUCUAUCUAUCUAUCUAUCUAUCUAUCUAUCUAUCUAUCUAUCUAUCUUAGUCGCUUCAUUAUCUAUCUAUCUAUCUAUCUAUCUAUCUAUCUAUCUAUCUAUCUUAGUCGCUUCAUUAUCUAUCUAUCUAUCUAUCUAUCUAUCUUGUUCUCCUUGUCUAUAUCUGUCUAUGUACAAGUGCAUUCAUAUCAGUUUGCAGUGCAGUCAGGUUGGCACAUCUUAA